Apiotrichum porosum is the source of this 1314-nucleotide messenger RNA. RefSeq lists its product as uncharacterized. Gene Ontology annotation, biological process: polysaccharide catabolic process. The transcript has 8 exons. Gene Ontology annotation, molecular function: chondroitin hydrolase activity. Lineage: Eukaryota; Fungi; Basidiomycota; Tremellomycetes; Trichosporonales; Trichosporonaceae. The record is from RefSeq and is a predicted model, not a curated record. The coding region runs from base 1 to 1314 and encodes 437 amino acids.
AUGCCGUCGGCCGACUCGCCACCCACAGCUUUCCAACGGCUAUCUGCCAUCCCAGCCUCCGCUCCAGGGUUGUACACCGCCAGCGACGUAAUCAAGAUCGUCGAGGUUGCGAAGAAGUACAUUCCGACUAAUGGAGAGAAGAUGGUCCGCGUGCCAGAGUACACUACGCCAGGUGGACCGAACAGCUACCACUGCAGCCGAGUGGAGCACGCCUGGACACAAGGCUUCUUCCCGGGCCUCCUUUGGCUGCUCAUCGAGCGCGAGCGUCUUUUGCCCGGAACACUCGCUGCGGCCGGGUACACUGUCGAGCAAGUACAGGACCUGGCGCGCCAGUACCAAGCGAGCUUUAGGCAUAUGGCACGUCACGCAGCCAACCAUGACCAAGGCUUUAGGUUCCAGACGUGUUAUGGGCGGGAUCUGGAGUUUACGGGCAGCGAGGAGGGGCGCGAGGUGUUGAUUGAAGCUGCCGAGUCGCUUGUGGACCGGUAUGACCCCAAGGUUGGAUGCAUUCGCUCCUGGAACUCGAUGAGGAAGGUCGGCAAGCCUGAUAUCUACCGUGUCGACAACCAGGACGAGCACUACUUGGUCAUUGUCGACAACAUGAUGAACCUCGACCUCCUCUACCAGGCCACCGAGCUCACUGGCGACAACCGUUACGCCGACAUUGCGACCACGCAGGCCGAGCGCAUGAUCCAGGGUUUCAUUCGUCCCGACGGCACCACGUACCAUGUCGUCGACUACGGCAAGGAUGGCUCGAGUAUGAACGGAAUGACCCACCAGGGCUACGCAGAUGAGUCCUGCUGGUCCCGUGGGCAGGCAUGGGGUAUCUACGGAUACGCCCAGUGUGCUUUGCGUACUGGACGCCCCGAGUUCAUUGCCACAUCCCGCAGGCUGGCUGACGCUUUCUUGGAGCGUCUUCCUGAAAGUGGUGUUCCAUGGUGGGACUUCAACGCGCCAAAGCCAUGCCCAUACGACGCAUCUGCAGGCAUGAUUGCCGCCCGAGGCCUCCAGAUGCUCUACACCCUCCUUCGCUCUACCGAGACCGGCGCCGCCGAACGAUACCUGCAAGCCGGGUUCAAACUCUCCGACGACACCAUUCGGGAGUGUGCUACUCCGGCAGCGUCCAUCUCGCCCAAGGGAGUGGCAGACUGGGGUCACGGUGACUGGGAGACGAUCCUCAAGCACUCUACGAUCAACGGCAACGAGCAUGCGACGCACCGGCUUAUGGACCACGGACUGGUCUAUGCCGAUUAUUACUUUGUCGAGUUUGCCAAUGAGGCACUCAAGCUCAAGAAGGCAGCGGCCAAGGCUUGA